CGCUUCCUACGUAUGACAAACAUUAUUCUAUCAAACCACAACAGUGUAUAUAAGUACAUGUUGUAGUUUCCGAAUGAGUAUUUAGUCAAAAUGUUGUGGCUACAAGCAACCAUAUUUAUAACCUGCGGCUGCCUAUUGUUGUGCAACUAUAGUGAAAACCGGAGUUGUACGCAACAAGGGCCUUCUCUGGAGACACUCUUACGCCUAUUGGCAAUUCGAAACCAAAUGAAGUACCCCUCUCAACAGCAACAGCCGCAUACAAUGGUCCCUUAUCCCUACUGUAAAAUCUCUGACAAUAUUGAAACAAGAAAAUCAACAUCAGGAUCUGGUUUAGAGUACAGAAUUAAAUUGCCUCUAUACAAGGGCAGACCCAUCAAAACUAAUAUAUACGUUGAACUACCUAAUUCUAUGUUUCCUUUACCCAAAAAAGAUUCAACGAUUAACAGUGAUUAUGAGACAGAAUCCGACCGCUAUGACUAUGAUGAAAAUUAUGAUGAUCCUUGUGACUAUAGUGAUAAAGAAAGCGAGUGUGAUAAUGAACCAAAAUCAUCUUUAAAGAAAACAAAAGAAUCUGGUAAAAGUUCAUCUACAGGCAAAAAUCUAGAAGAAACAAAACAGCCAGAAGAAAAUAAAACCAAUGAUGAAACUAAACCUUUUAAAGAUGGGUCGUCAAAGGAAGCGAAGACCACGAAUGGUGCAAACAGUGGAAAAAAAGAAGAACCUAGUGACACAUCAUCGACAGACCAAGACCCAGAAGUGUUGACCAAACCAGUAGACAAAAAAGAUAAGCCCAAAGAGAAAAUAAACGAUGAUGUGUCUAAAUCUCCCAAGGAUGGGACAUCUAAGGAAGGGAAGAACGCAGACGAUGCAACUUCUGAAGAUAAAGGCGAACCAAGUGACAAAUCGUCUACAAACACAAAACCAGUGGAGUCAGCCAAACAAGCCGAUAAAAAAGAUGAGCCAAAGGCAAACGACGAGACAAAACCUGCCUCAGAUCAAACAUCGAAGGAUGCAAAGACCACGGAUGGUGGAAAUAGUGUGAAAAAAGAUGAAUUUAGUGAGAAAUCAUCUACAAAUACAAAACCAGAAGAGUCAACCAAGCCAGCUGACAAUAAAGAUAAGCCCAAAGAAAAAAUAACCGAUGAUGCGACAAAACCUGCCGCUGAUGAAAUAUCAAUAGAUGUAAAGACCGCGGAUGGUGUAAAUAGUGAAAAAAAGGACAAAACAUCUACAGACAUAAAACCAGAAAACUCAUCCAAACCAGCUGACAUAAAAGAUGAGCCAAAAGAAAUAAAGGCAAAUGAUGAGACAAAACCUGUCGGCGAUGAAGCAUCAAAGGAUGCGACGAUCACGGAUGAUGCCAAUGGUGAGAAAAAAGACAAACCUAGUGAUAAAUCAUCUACAGACACAAAGCCAAAAGAAUCCACAAAACCAGCGGACAUAAACGAUGAGACGAAAGAAAUAAAAAUCAAUGAUGAGACAAAACCUGCCGCCGAUCAAACAUCAAAAGUUGAAAAGACCGCAAAUGGUGCAAAUAGUGAAACAAAAGACAAACCUGUUGAUAAAUCGUCUACAGACACAAAACUAGAAGACUCAGCCAAACCAGUUGAUAACCAAGAACAGCCCAAAGAAAAUAAAACCAGUGAUGAGGUUAAACCUUCCGUGAACGCGACUUCAAAGGAUGGAGGCAGCACAGGUGACGUAAAUGGCGGAAACACGCCGGAAGCCAGUAAAACAGAAGAUGCAGGACUGCCUGCUGCUUGAAGGGUGUUCAAAACCCCAACGAGUAACAAGAUCAAAAAAUGUUACAAAAUACAUUUAGGGGGCCAUAAAUAUUACUUACAUUUUAACAUAAUCAGGAUAAUAUAGUAGUAUAUUAGUAUGGCCAAACUAGUUAACGAGAGUAUACACUCGAUGCUCGGCGGGCAUACCUUUUUUUACAUAAGUACACAAUUGCAUAGAAAAAAUAAGUUUUGUGUGAAAUAUGUAAACGUUAAAUAGGUACGGUAGAAUUACAGAUAUCGUACGCGACAUUUUGUUUAUUGUUUAACGUACAGACAGCAAAGGCCCAUUCGGCAUACAGCUACAACUGAAAUAGUACAUUGUGCAAUGAGGGGGGUAAGUGAAAUUUUGGAUACGUGGGUAGUAAUUCCCGACAGCCGCAGGCUGGAGGGAAUGAAAGACUCGAGUUUGCAAUAUUCUUACCCCCGGAGUUACAUACAAUGUUGAAAAUUAUGUAAAAAUAUUUGAAACGGAUAUUAAAUUAAUCAAAUUAAAUAAUUUUAAACAUAAACAAAAAUACUAAAUUAUAAACGUCAGUAUUUUAAAAGUAAAACUCAUUCAUGCGACUUCGUUUGUAUGAAUGUGACAUAAUUUAAAGACAGGUAUAACUCCCUAUCCAUAACUCCCGGGGGAACAAUGUAGGUCUUUGUCCUUCAGUACACCUGCAUGUAAUAAGGUCUUUUUCGAUCAAGUGUGAUGAAAAUUGUAUAAAAAAGUACAUUGUGCAACGAGGGGGAUAAGUGAAAUAUUGGAAACGAGACGAGGGUUAAUUCCCGACAGCCACAGCCUGGAAAGAACCCAAGUUUGCAAUAUUUUUACCCCCAGAGUUACACAAAAUGUUUUGUAUCACGCUUGUGAAGGAAAAACUAAAUUUUAUGUUUAAAAUGUCACUAUAUUUAAGAAUUAUUUCGCUUGAAAUUUAGUUUUUUUCUCACAAGUGUGAUUAAAAAUUUGUGAUUGUGUGUGCCACGGGUAGUACAUAAAUUACGAACUCGUGUUAAUUCUUGUUUACCGCCUUUAAUACACAGUGUACUAUUAAACCCAGGUACUUGGUUCGUAUGAAUUAGUGACAUAAUUAAAAAAAAGCUGAUAAUUUAGGUACUCACUGACGGGCAUACUAUACACUAUGUUGACGAGUAUAUUUACUUGGGCCAGUUUGUCUCUUUCAACAACAGACAAGACAAAGAAAUCGAGCGCCGUGUCGAAAACGCCUGGAAGAAAGAUCUGAUGAAAGGUAGCCUUCCAUUGUCACUGAAGUGAAAGCUCGUCGACAUGUGUAUCCUGCUCGUCCUAACCUACGGUGCUUAAACAUGGUCACUCACAGAGAGUCAGAAGUCCAAGUUGAAGGUUUGCCAACGGGUUAUUGAGCGCAGCAUUUUAUGUGUGAAGAGGGCCGAUCGCAUCCGGAACACCACGCUGCGCGCCAGAACCCGCAUUGCUGACGUCGGCGAGAAGACUGCUAGGCUCAAAUGGGGCUGGGCCGGUCACGUCUGCCACAUGCAUCCUGACAGAUGGGCUAGUGUAACUACCAAGUGGAUGCCACAAGAAGGGCGCGGACGCGGAGGGCCCAGACGGAGAUGGCAGGUCGACUUAGAUAUCUUUCUCAACGACUGUUGGAAAUUGGGGGUUGUGGAAGACUUGGAGAGAGGCCUUUGCCCAGCAGUGGAGCACUGUAAUAGGCUAGUGAAAAAAAAAACAAUCACUCAUAA
This is a messenger RNA of Cydia pomonella (codling moth), 3491 nucleotides long. RefSeq names its product enolase-phosphatase E1-like. The transcript is spliced from 2 exons. Lineage: Eukaryota; Metazoa; Arthropoda; Insecta; Lepidoptera; Tortricidae. The coding region runs from base 91 to 1764 and encodes 557 amino acids. The record is from RefSeq and is a predicted model, not a curated record.